This is a messenger RNA of Camelina sativa (false flax), 1418 nucleotides long. NCBI's taxonomy places the organism in Eukaryota, Viridiplantae, Streptophyta, Magnoliopsida, Brassicales, Brassicaceae. The record is from RefSeq and is a predicted model, not a curated record.
GCAGCCUGCACAUGAGAAGAUAGGAGUAGUAGAUUCUCAGUGGGUCGUUCAUCAAUCUUUUCCUUCCCUUGGCAACCAAGGUGAAGCGACGGACGGGAAAGCACCAUGGCAAGGGGUGAGGGAUAGAUGCACAAAGGAAUGGACAAUGUUCCAGAGUAGAAUGGCUAGCGCAGAAAAGGAUUAUUUCAAAUCUUUACAAGUAGAAGGCUCCUCCAAUUCAACAACAACAGCCAUUUAAAUAGGAGAGUUUUUAAGUAGCCAAGACGCUGACAGAUUCAGUUCACAUAGUGUCUUACAUUUACAUAUAGAGUCUGUAUAUGUUUAUGUAGUAGAUAUACCCAUCACAACCUUCCAUCGAAUAAACAAAAAGAUGAAUGUUUUGAUCCAGUAAAGCACUUGUGUAUCAACAUCCAGCACUAGUGCAACUAGUGGCAUGUGAUGUGUAUACUAUGUUAAGCAUUGUGAGUUUUACUUUAUCUACAAGAAAAUUCUGAAGUGAGUGGCAAAGAGCCGUGUUACAAAGAUGGUGUGGCGUGUUAUGUUUCCAUGGAUCAGUGGAGUCACACGUGUCGGUUUCCUGACGCACAGGAACUUGAGAAGCUUUCCACAAAGCAUUUCCUUAGAACCACGUGUCAGAGACUUUUGUGAUACAGUCACAAUCAUGUGUUUGUCUCGUACCUCACGCGUCAUGCCACACGUUUAGACCGAUAAAUUAAAAGCCAGAGGAUUAUUAGACAGUAGUGGCUGGAUUAAAGAAACUUCCUCAUUUGCUCUCUUUAUUAGUUUAUUUUAAAGCUCCUGAAAGAUCUCAAAUUCAUCUCCUGAAGAUUCAAGAAACUGAAAGAAAGUAUCUUUAGGAAGAAGAAUGGGUCUUUCUCAUUACCCGACGGCGUCUGAUGGAUUAGUGCCAAUGCUAGUGAUGAACACAGUUGUUUCGGUGUCUAUCUUGAAGAACAUGGUAAGGUCUGUUCUUCAAGUGGUGAGCUCUGAUACCAAUGAGGCAAGGAACAUAGAGGAUGGCGUAGAUCAUGAGGAUUCAGAAAGAAAUAGAAUCUCAAUCACACACUUUGAUACUCUUUGUGUGAAAGGAAGCAUGAAGGAGAGAGAAGAUUUGGAGUGUUGUGUGUGUCUAUGUGGGUUUAAAGAGAAGGAGGAAGUGACUGAGUUAGUGUCUUGCAAGCAUUACUUUCACACGGCUUGUCUUGAUAAAUGGUUUGGUAAUAACCACACCACAUGUCCUCUCUGUAGAUCCAUCCUUUAGCUAUGGAUCUUACUCUACUUUCCUUUUAUGGCUUUUCACCAUUUUUUUAAUGUUUUUUUCUAGUUUCUAUUUUGGGAAACUCAGAUUCUGUUGUGUUCCACUUCGUGGAUUUUGGAAGAGUUGUUUAUUUUACUUAAAUAAAAGUACUUUGAUAGCU